CGCUCGCUCGAGCCGUAUUCGUUGUACGUUUGUCCGCUCGUUCGUUUGCUCCGUUUAUUUCUCGUGCCGACUCGCGUGCAUUUUCGGUUCGUUUCUAAACGUGUUAGUACGCCGUUUCCGUUUUCAAUACCUUGUGUAUUUUUCCCACCGGAUCUCGGUGUAACUUCUGUUUUAAUAAAAAAAAAAUAAUUUAAACCAAAAAUGAGUACAAAAGAAGCAAAAAACGACGUGGUAGAAAAAAUCGCAGAAAACGACGUUGCAGACCCCAAGGCCGACAUCAUCAAGGGAACCAAAAGGCCGGCAGACGACAAAUCGGAUGAAGUAAAAAAACAGAAAAAAGAAGAAAACGGUGACGAAGAAAUUGAAGAAGAAGAAGAGGUUGAGGGUGAAGAAGAUGAGGAAGAAGAAUUUGCUGAGGGAGACGACGAUCUAGAUGAGGCUGAUGUGUGUUCAGAAGAAGACGACGAUGAUGUUGAUGGUGUAGAAGAAGAUGAAGAUGAUGUGUAAACUGAUAAAAUGUACAAUUGAACAAGUCUCUUAAUUUUUAUAUAAUUUAUACAUAGUGCGCAUGUACUCAGUGUCUCCUGUUUGAUAGAAUUUUGAUUUCAAAAUGUAUUUUUUUUUUUUUUUUUUUUUUAUAUAUGAACAUAUAUAUAUAUAUAUAACACACUCACAUACAUAUGAAUGACAAACAAAUGAAUAAGCUUUUCUGCUACUGAGUGACUAAGAUAAAAUUAGCCUUUUUUUAAUUAUUUAAAAACAUGAUUCCUACUAAUUUUUUUCUGUGUACAUGUUCCAAAUCUCUAGUCACUCACUAUCGGUCAAGUUUUGAGCAUGUGCUUUGUGGAAUAAGUUUUUUAAACUUUGGCUAACUGUUGACUGGAAUACUUAAAACUAACUCGACCACUUUUAUGAUUGAUUUUUUUUAUUA
Molecule: messenger RNA, 931 nt
Organism: Adelges cooleyi (spruce gall adelgid)
Lineage: Eukaryota; Metazoa; Arthropoda; Insecta; Hemiptera; Adelgidae
Product: glutamic acid-rich protein-like
Exons: 3
Coding region: 202-507 (101 amino acids)
Source: RefSeq, a predicted model, not a curated record